Molecule: messenger RNA, 1179 nt
Organism: Symbiodinium sp. CCMP2592
Lineage: Eukaryota; Dinophyceae; Suessiales; Symbiodiniaceae
Source: the annotation of a GenBank genome assembly
AUGCAGGGUUCCGGUUUGUGCCGAGAGCCAAUUUUGACUUGCCCCAGAGCUGCGGCCGCGUAUGAUACUCCUGGAGCUAGGCUGCUUGAGACGAUGCCGUUGAGAAGAGUGGCCCCAAGCACCAUCAGCUACAACAUUGCCAUCAGUGCCUGCGAACAUGCAGCCAAUGGUGGAUUGGCCCUGGACAUAUUGCGGCGCCUCAGCAGCACCAAGCUACGUCCUACCACCGUGUCCGUGAACUCUGCCAUCAGCGCCCUCCAGAAAGGCUCACAGUGGCAGCUGGCGCUUGACACACUGUGGUCGAUGCCCAAGCGGAAGCUCCGUGCGGAUGGGGUGAGCUUCAACGCCGCCAUGGCCGCCUGCGUGACGGUCGGACAGUGGCGGCUCUGCCUACACUUGCUGCGGAGAAUGCUGGACUCGGAGCUCCGCACCGACCAGGUGAGCUACAGCACUGCGAUGAGUGCAUGCAGAGAGGUGGGAAAGUGGCCGAUCGUUCUGGAUCUUCUCCAUGCCAUGGAAGCAGCCAGGUUGCCUCCGGACACCGUGGCUUGCAAUGUGGCGAUUGCUGCUGUGGCGCGUGAGGGCCGAUGGAUACGUGCCAAGAACCUCCUGGCCACCUUGGAGGAUUCUGGAGUUCGCAUGGACGUCGCGAGCUUUAACGCCAUCGCCAGCGGAUGUGCAAGCUGGAAAGCUUGCCUGGUGCUCAUGGAGGAGAUGCGCCGUCGUAACAUCCUACCCAAUGAGAUCACCUUCACCACAGUGUUGUCGUGCCAAGAGCGAGCCGGCAGCUGGGAAGGCGCUUUGGCGACUGUUGCGGAUAUGCGGAAGCAGGGCAUCUCUUGUGCAGAUGCGGAGGACUUGGCCAUUAUGGCGCUUGCAGAGGCUGACCAGCUGCAGCUGGCGGUGGCCCUAUGUCCUCGUCCGACCCAAGGUCCCGGCACCACGGCCUUGCUGAUGGCCUGUGAGCAACACGGUCACGAUCAGGAGGAGCGCUGUGUGCUGUCGGGGCUUGCCGACGCACUCCCAGAAGAAGUGGCCGUCUUGCUGCGCAAGACCAGCGCAGGGCUGCUUGGCUCAGCGCAGCCGAGCAUUCCCACCAUGGCAAUCACUCGAGCGUCAUCGUCGUAUCGAAAGGCUCUGCGGCCUUUUUGUGAGCUCGGUGGCGUGCAGGUAUUGUAA